Messenger RNA from Gaeumannomyces tritici R3-111a-1, 1913 nucleotides. Its product is annotated as vacuolar protease A. Gene Ontology annotation, biological process: proteolysis. Gene Ontology annotation, cellular component: fungal-type vacuole. Lineage: Eukaryota; Fungi; Ascomycota; Sordariomycetes; Magnaporthales; Magnaporthaceae. Bases 439 to 1629 code for a protein of 396 amino acids. Gene Ontology annotation, molecular function: aspartic-type endopeptidase activity. The transcript has 3 exons. The record is from RefSeq and is a predicted model, not a curated record.
GACCAGUAGAUCCGCGGCUUCCGGCGCAAGUUGCCCCAUCCGCCACCUGCUUUGCCAAGAGGCGGAUUUGAGGACCUGCGUCAUCCAUCACAAGAGCACCUCCCAGCCAGCUCCCACCGCAGCCGCCGCGCAAGCCAGGCACCCAGGAACAGCUGCGUCAGGCCGCCGCCUCCCCAGACCACCACCAAUGGAGCUCCUCUUAAAACGAGCAAGCUCCACCUCCCCAACUUCGACCCAAACCCAGGCUCUCUCUCCGCAUCAUCCCAAUUCCCGACACACUCUCUCCAAUCCCCAUCAGGUCCGGACAAGACACCCAUCAGUGCCAUCAUCGCGGGUCGCUGUGCUAGUUGUUUACCAUCACCAGCUACGUUAAUUGUUUGUGCUAUCAUUUACUCUCAUUAAUCCGAGUCCCUUGCGCAGCGCAGCGCCGUCGCCACCAUGAAGGGUGCUCUCCUUACCGCAGCUGUGCUGCUCGGCUCAGUCGACGCUGGCGUCCACAAGCUCAAGAUGAAGAAGGUCCCGCUGUCGGAGCAGCUUGAAACCGUCCCUCUUACUGCUCAGCUCCGUGGCCUCGGCCAGAAGUACCUCGGUCUUCGCCCUGACAGCCACGCCCAGGCGGUCUUCGAGUCUCGCCCGAUUCGGGCCCAGGGCAACCACCCGGUGCCCGUCUCAAACUUCAUGAACGCGCAGUACUACUCCGAAAUCACGGUCGGAACUCCUCCCCAGUCGUUCAAGGUUGUCCUUGACACUGGCAGCUCCAACCUCUGGGUUCCCUCGCAAUCGUGCGGUUCCAUCGCAUGCUACCUGCACUCCAAGUAUGACUCGUCGGCUUCUUCCACCUACAAGAAGAACGGCACCGAGUUCGAGAUCACCUACGGCUCUGGCAGCCUGUCGGGGUUCGUUUCCAACGAUGUCAUGCAGAUCGGCGACAUCAAGAUCAAGAACCAGGACUUCGCCGAGGCUACUAAGGAGCCUGGCCUGGCUUUUGCUUUUGGUAGAUUCGAUGGCAUCCUCGGCCUUGGUUUUGACAGGCUGUCUGUCAACAAGAUGGUGCCGCCCUUCUACCAGAUGAUCGAUCAGAAGCUCAUUGAUGAGCCCGUCUUUGCUUUCUACCUCGCAGACCAGGACGAUGAGUCCGAGGCCAUCUUUGGCGGUAUCAACAAGGAUCACAUCGACGGCAAGAUCAUCGAGAUUCCCCUGCGUCGCAAGGCCUACUGGGAGGUCGACUUCGAUGCUAUUGCCCUUGGGGAUGAGGUUGGCGAGCUCGAGAACACUGGCGUCAUUCUGGACACCGGUACCUCGCUGAACGUUCUCCCCACUCAGCUGGCUGAGAUGCUGAACGCCCAGAUCGGUGCCAAGAAGGGCUACAACGGCCAGUACACCAUCGAUUGCGACAAACGCAAGUCGCUGCCCGACGUUACCUUCACGCUCACGGGCCACAACUUCAGCAUCACUGCCUAUGACUACAUUCUGGAGGCUUCGGGCACCUGCAUCUCGACUUUUAUGGGAAUGGACAUAGCGCCUCCUGCGGGGCCCCUUGCCAUCCUUGGUGAUGCCUUCCUCCGUCGCUACUACUCCAUCUACGAUCUCGGCAAGGGCACUGUUGGCCUCGCGAAGUCCAAGAAAUAAGUUGUCUGCAGAUUGACAAGGUCGAGGACGCUUCACGAUGGCAUUGGUUUUAUUGGACUUGAUCAGUAACUGUCGCCUAAUCCUCGGCACACAUUUCAGAUUUCCUUUCUCAAUUGCACUUUCUGCGGGGCCCCGGCCAAUUUGGCCAUGGUCUUGAUACACCCAAAGAUCGACCAAGAAGCCAUGCAGCAACACAUUAGUUUUACUGGACAGUGUGAAGGUUCCUAUUGUAAAAUACAGUAUGAUUACAGAACAUGGAACAAUAAAUCGUGAUUUCCUCUCCA